Zingiber officinale is the source of this 725-nucleotide messenger RNA. Its product is annotated as MAPK kinase substrate protein At1g80180-like. NCBI's taxonomy places the organism in Eukaryota, Viridiplantae, Streptophyta, Magnoliopsida, Zingiberales, Zingiberaceae. The transcript has a single exon. The record is from RefSeq and is a predicted model, not a curated record. The coding region runs from base 136 to 462 and encodes 108 amino acids.
CCCUAAACCUUCUUCUAUAUAUAUAAAUUAUUCACGAUAACAGAUCAACAAAUAUCAAACCGCCGAUAGAUCUUGCAGAAACAGCCAGUUUGUGUAUAUUUAGGAGAGAAGGAAAGAGUGAAUCGGACGGAGAAGAUGGCGGAUCAGUUGCAACGAUCGGCGACGACGUUUAGGAGGUCCGGCUCGUCGGGGCUGGUGUGGGAUGAGAGGUUAAUCUUCUCCGACCACCCGGACCCCGACAAGGAGGAGGCCGAGGUCGCCGGAGAGCUCCGCCACUCGAGAAGCGUCGGCUCCACCGGAAUGAUGGCCUCCAGCCGCAGCGCCGGCGGCGGCUCCCGCCAGGCGCUGCCCUUUCGCGCCGCCGUCGUGCAGCCAGCUACGGAUCCGCCGUCGCCGGAGCUCCCUCGCUGCUGCGGAUUCUUCACCAAGCGAAGAUCCGCAAAGAUCUCCAGGAGGCGCUGACGCAGAAAGUCUCCACACGUCUGGCAAAUUGAGAUCGAAAUUCAAACGCUGAAUAUUAUUAUUACAAAGCUCCAUCAUUUUUCUCCUCUUCUGUUUUUUUUUUCCAUUCGGAUUCAAUUAUGUUGAAUCUUAGCUUGUUUUUGUUUGGCUCAUCUCUUGUGUUGGUAAACACUGAAUUCAACAGCUCGUUCUUUUGUCGUUUGUGUUGAUGUGUAGGCAUGUGCGCUGCUCGAUGGUCAUUGAAUUCGUUUGACCAUAUCGCU